Engraulis encrasicolus (European anchovy) is the source of this 3663-nucleotide messenger RNA. Its product is annotated as poly [ADP-ribose] polymerase tankyrase-2-like. NCBI's taxonomy places the organism in Eukaryota, Metazoa, Chordata, Actinopteri, Clupeiformes, Engraulidae. Gene Ontology annotation, molecular function: NAD+ poly-ADP-ribosyltransferase activity; protein binding. The record is from RefSeq and is a predicted model, not a curated record. Gene Ontology annotation, cellular component: cytoplasm; nucleus. The coding region runs from base 56 to 3610 and encodes 1184 amino acids. The transcript is spliced from 28 exons.
UCGCUGCUUUGACAUUUACCAGACAACUUAUUUGGAUAAAGUGCGGGGUUCACCAAUGUCUCUCCGUCGGUUCUCCGGGGGUUCCACCACAAGCUUCUCGGGUAGAGGCGCCGUUACAUCUCCCGUGAUGGAAACAUCCGGGAGCCCUGUCGAAGGCGGCAGGGAGUUGUUCGAGGCCUGCCGAAACGGAGAUGUGGAGAGAGUGAGAAAGCUGGUGAGUCCGGAGAACGUAAAUAGCCGCGACACGGCGGGCAGAAAAUCUGCUCCUCUCCACUUUGCAGCGGGCUUUGGGCGUAGGGAGGUGGUGGAGUACCUUCUUCUGAGGGGAGCGGACGUGCACGCUCGGGAUGACGGGGGUCUCGUCUCCCUGCACAACGCCUGCUCCUUCGGUCACGGGGAGGUCGUGAAGAUGCUACUUCACCACGGCGCGGAAGCCAACUCCAAGGAUAAUUGGAACUACACCCCGCUCCACGAAGCUGCCAUCAAGGGCAAGAUCGACGUUUGCAUAAUGCUUCUUCAACAUGGCGCUGAGCCAUCUAUCCGCAACACUGACGGCAGAACAGCUCUGGAUUUGGCAGAGGCGUCCACCAAAGCUGUGCUCACAGGUGACUACCGCAAGGAGGAGGUGCUGGAGAGUGCCAGGAGUGGCAAUGAGGAGAAACUGAUGACCUUGCUCACGCCUCUGAAUGUCAACUGCCACGCCAGCGAUGGGAGGAAGUCGACUCCUCUGCAUCUGGCAGCGGGCUACAACCGAGUGAAGACCGUACAGCUGCUCCUACAGCACGGGGCCGACGUCCACGCAAAAGACAAGGGUGAUCUGGUGCCCCUCCACAACGCCUGCUCCUAUGGACACUACGAGGUCACAGAACUACUUCUGAAGCACGGUGCCUGUGUGAACGCCAUAGACCUGUGGCAGUUCACGCCCCUGCACGAGGCCGCGUCCAAGAACCGCUCGGAGGUCUGCUCUCUGUUGCUAAGCUACGGAGCUGACCCCACCUUCCUCAACUGUCACCACAAGAGUGCCAUUGACAUGGCCCCAACAAGCCAGCUGAAGGAGAGACUGGGAUAUGAGUUUCGUGGCCAUGCCCUGCUGCAGGCGGCCAGAGAGGCGGACAUGGCUCACCUGAAGAAACACCUCACCAUGGAGACAGUCAACUUCAGACACCCACAGACCCAUGACACCGCCCUGCACAGUGCCUCAGCAUCUCCAUACCCCAGGAGGAAGCAGGUGUGUGAGCUGCUGCUCAGGAAAGGAGCCAACGUCAACCAGAAGAACAAGGACUUCCUGACCCCACUACACCUGGCGGCGGAGAAGUCUCAUGUUGACGUCAUCGAAGUGCUGGUGAAACACGAAGCUAAGGUGAAUGCUGUGGACCAUCUAGGCCAGACGGCGUUGCACCGCGCGGCCCACUGUGGCCACCUGCAGGCCUGUAGGCUGCUGCUGAGCGCCGGGUGCGACCCCCUGUUGCCAUCACUACAGGACUAUACACACACACAACUAGCCACACACAACAUACAGGAGCUCAUGCAAGAGAGAACUCUGGUUGGAAACUCGGACACAGACAGACAGCUUUUGGAAGCAUCCAAAUCUGGAGACCUGGAUGUGGUCAAGAAGCUGUGCACGAUGCAGAAUGUGAACUGCCGGGACGUGGAGGGUCGCCAGUCCACCCCUCUGCACUUCGCAGCAGGCUACAACAGAGUAGCGGUGGUGGAGUUCUUACUACGGAAUGGAGCUGAUGUACACGCUAAAGACAAGGGGGGUCUGGUGCCGCUGCAUAACGCCUGUUCGUAUGGGCAUCGUGAGGUAGCGGAGCUGCUGGUGAUUCACGGUGCCGUGGUGAACGUGGCCGACCUCUGGAAGUUCACACCGCUGCACGAGGCCGCCGCCAAGGGCAAAUAUGACAUCUGCAAACUACUGCUGCAGCACGGCGCCGACCCCACCAAGAGGAACCGUGACGGCCACACCGCUCUGGACCUGGUGAAGGAGGCGGAGACGGACAUCCAGGACCUGCUCAGGGGAGAUGCGGCCCUGCUGGACGCAGCCAAGAAGGGAUGCCUGGCCCGGGUCAAGAAGCUCUGCAGCCUGGCUAACGUCAACUGCAGAGACACACACGGACGACACUCCACACCCCUACACCUGGCAGCUGGCUACAAUAAUCUGGAGGUGGCCGAGUAUCUCCUUCAGCACGGGGCCGAGGUCAACUCACAAGACAAGGGAGGCCUCAUACCGCUACACAACGCUGCCUCUUACGGGCAUGUGGACGUGGCAGCGCUCCUGAUACGCCACCAGGCGUGUGUGAACGCCAGUGACAAGUGGGCCUUCACGCCGUUACACGAGGCCGCGCAGAAGGGCCGCACGCAGCUGUGUGCCCUGCUCCUCGCCCACGGCGCCGACCCCGCGUUACGCAACCAGGAGGGACAGGCGCCGCUUGAGCUCGUCACGGCGGAUGACGUGCGGGCGCUGCUCACGGCCGCCAUGCCCCCCUCCGCUCUGCCCUCCUGCUACAAGCCUCAGGUCCUCAGCGUGCCCGCCUCAGUCAACCUCGCUGGCAUCAAGGGCAUCACAGGCACCACCACUAGUGGCGGCGGAGGCAGAGUACCAGCACCUCCCCUCUCCACCUCCACCUCCUCCUCCUCCUCCUCCUCGUCUUCCUCUUCUUCUCAGUUGGCCUUUUCCUCCUCCUCCUCCACCUCCUCGCCGCUCCCUCCGUGCCCCGUGCCCGGCAUUGGCAUGGAGCUGAGCAUCAGCCAGUUCCUGCAUGACCUGAGUCUGGAGCAGCUUCUGGAGAUCUUCGAAAGGGAACAGAUCACCCUGGACGUGCUGGUGGAGAUGGGUCAUAAGGAACUGAAGGAGAUCGGCAUCAACGCCUACGGCCAUCGCCACAAGAUCAUCAAGGCCGUGGAGAGAUUACUCAGUGGACCACAGAGUCUGAGCCCGUACCUGACCCUGAAUACCGCCAGCAGCGGCACUGUUCUCAUAGACCUGGGGCCAGACGACAAGGAGUUCCAAUCCGUGGAGGACGAGAUGCAGAUCACCGUCAGAGAACACAGAGACGGAGGCCAUGCAGGAGGGGUCUUCAACAGGUACAAGAUCGUCAAGAUCCAGAAGGUGUGUAACAGGAAGCUGUGGGAACGCUACAGCCAUCGCAGGAAGGAGGUGUCGGAGGAGAACCACAACCACUCCAACGAACGCAUGCUCUUCCAUGGUUCCCCAUUUGUGAAUGCCAUUCUCCACAAGGGUUUUGACGAGCGCCACGCCUACAUCGGCGGCAUGUUCGGGGCGGGCAUCUACUUUGCUGAGAACUCGUCCAAGAGCAACCAGUAUGUGUACGGCAUCGGCGGGGGCACCGGGUGCCCCUUGCACAAGGACAGGUCCUGCUACACCUGCCAGAGGCAUCUCCUGUUCUGCCGGGUGACACUUGGCAAGUCAUUCCUGCAGUUCAGUGCCAUGAAGAUGGCCCACUCCCCCCCAGGUCAUCAUUCCGUAACCGGCCGCCCCAGUGUCAAUGGACUGGCCCUGGCAGAGUACGUCAUCUACCGAGGGGAACAGGCCUACCCGGAAUACCUAAUCACCUACCAGAUCCUCAAGCCGAACUGCUCUGCAGACUGAAGAAAGGUGCUUGCUUUGGAGAUCAGUGGGACGGAGAAAUGGGGCCAAAGGAA